Messenger RNA from Sclerotinia borealis F-4128, 4125 nucleotides. The record is from the annotation of a GenBank genome assembly. NCBI's taxonomy places the organism in Eukaryota, Fungi, Ascomycota, Leotiomycetes, Helotiales, Sclerotiniaceae.
AUGGCGGCAAUACGACCAAAUAAACGAUUACCAGUAGGAUCGACGGGAUGGGUAACGGAGGAACGAUCAAAUGCGCUGCAGCUUGCAGAGACAGAGGCAGAGGAGUUUACAUUUGCCGCGAGAAACGAGAUUGAAUGGCUGAACGAACAUAUGGCAGAAAUCUUCACCACGAAUCAAGUGAACGUUGCCGAAAUCUUCAAAACACCGGGAAAGUUACGUGGAAAGACUCCCAGAACGGCUAGAAAGUUGAAUCCAUUGGAAGUGCGCGCCCCAUUAUCUGAUGUAUUUUCAGCGACACCUCAAGGAGCCCCCAGUCCAUUCCGACAAAACCAUUACGAGCGAUCACCUCCAAAAUUUCGAGUGGCAGAGGACGCCCCGGCAGAAUCUCAAGAGGAACCUACUCAAUCGCAGCCCACUCCAUCACAACCUACCCCUUCACACCGCCCAUCCAACUCUGACACUGUGCAUAAUAGUGUCCAGCGAAAACCCUCUAUUAACGCGGUUGAUUCUGGAUAUUACGGAAGUCAACUUGAUGAGGCGACUCAACCUAAUACCCAACUUACCGAACCCGCUACAUUCGAAUCAACUCCACCCCGAGCUCUUACACCCCGAGAAGAUACCGUCGAGAAUGAAAAGAAUGAAGAGACUGAGGAAACUGCAGAGAAAGAAGGAAGCGAGUCUGAGGAGCGGACAGCACACGUCGAAGAGAAACCAGUUACAAGCGCAGAGCCCGAAGAGAGACAAAUCAUCGAGGACUCGUUCCAAUCUGCACGAGAAGAUUCGCCUGUAGCGGCCACCAUUGAGGUAGAAUCAGAAACAAAAGUUCAGCAAAUACAAGAAGAAUCAGAAGAAGAGGAAGAGGAAGAAGAAAGAGAAGAAGAGGAAGAAGAAAGAGAAGAAGAACAAGAAGAAGCAGAUCAAGACCGGAUCAUGGAAUGUGUCGAGUAUCCAAAUCUUGAGUCGCCAACUCAGGGUCACAGCACAUUAGCCCAUCGAUCACCGGAAAAGGUUGCCCAGCAAAAAUCCCCAUCCGAAUCUCCUGCAAAGCCUGAAUCUGCCAUGAAAGAAGCCUCUGUAGAGCCGCAAUCUUCACCGAUGGUUCCUCAAGAUGAAGAUGAGCAGAUGGAUGAUAUCCCUGAUGCUCAAUCUGCUUCUGAGGGAUCAAGUCCAAUACGCCCCAUUUUUCGUAAGAGCAGUUUGAAUUUUGCUUCUCUGCCUGCGCGAGACUUGUCCAAGAAAAGUCUUGGGCAUCGUACUUCGCGAAUAAGUCAUCUAGACCAGACACGUACCAGUCAUUAUGGUCGACCCACGGGUGGAAAAAGUCUAGGUAAUGUUAGAGAAGACCUCGCAAAUCAAGAUGAUAACGAAAUGGACAUUGAUGAGAUGCAUGGCACAACUGCACGCGAAGAACCCGAAGCAGAAACAUUAAUGGCACGCAUUCACAAUAAGACUUCGACGCAACGUCUUCAGGACCAGAUCAGUAUGCUUGGCCAGUCCCAACCAACAACUAGGCCCUCAUCCAAAUCGCUUGUGGGCGGUAUCAUUGCGUCGCGCCAGUCGACCCAAGCGGUUCAACCCCCAACACCACAACUUGGACAAGAAGAAUCAUUGUCACAACAAAAGGACACGUCAUUUGCUACUCCAGGCGCCUUCCCCGAAGACGAAGAUAGCUGGAUUGGACCUCCAACAAAAGCGUUAAACGAGAAGUCUAUUUUCAGUCCUCGCCCAACAAUCGCCAAGACUACAGAUGUAAUGGAGAGCAUGCAUGAUAAGGAAACUGUUGGUGGAUCUGAAUUUAUAUUUCCCAAAAGGGGCGAAGAAGGAAGGCAAACCUCGCCUGCUCAUGAAACGAAUGUCCAAGGCCUAACUAAAUCUAUCUCGACUUCAUUUAUAUCCUCUGCUAAAAAGGCGGUUGAAUUACAGAGUCCCAACAAACUAAAUUCGGUCUCCAACCCAAGCCUUCCCAUUAAUACAAUUGAUGAGGAUUCAAUAACUCCUCCAAAAUCCCCCCCAAGGACUCUUCGGGGGAGUCCUUUGAAGGUGGCGAAGGACAAGUUUUCCUCGAUCCUCAAAUCCGGAAAAACCUUAUUUGCUAGUAGUGCAGCUGCGAGUGCUGACGCAAAAAUUGAAACUCUAUCGCCACCAUCUACAAGAAUUCAUCAUCACAACGCACCUUCCUUCGAAGAUGUUCUUCCAGGUGAGACGAAUGACAUGGAGGUCUCUUAUCCAAAAAUGGAUAUGCACCUCAACGACCGAGCCCCCAACCGCUCUCAAAGUCCUGCUAAAGCUACCACUCGCAGAACUCGAGCUUCUACUGAAAAGGAAGAGAAACGCAAAGAAGAGGCCGCUAAAGAGGCCAAAGAAGCGCAAAAGAUGAAUGACCAAUUGACGAAGGCACGCAUGAAGGUCAAGGAGGACGCGCGAAUUUAUCACCAAGAGCAAGAGCGAGCGGCAGCCAUGCAGAAGGAAAUGACCGCCCGGAAAGAGCAAGAGAUACUGGCCAAGUCGAGCCAAGUUGACGGACCAAAGGCAACUCGAAGCAGCCCACGGAAAACUAAGGCUCAAGUGGAAGCAGAGGCCAUGGCAGCAGCCGCAGCUUUGUCUGUUAAUAUAUCUUCAAGUAAAGAUGUUGAUAUGACUGAUGCAAUGGUAUCAAUGCCACCGCCUUCUAUUCCAAGGCCAAAGUCUCAGAUUGGGCGACCACAGGCUAAACGGCCAUUGAGACCAGUGAAAGACACUGCCCCCAAAGCGAAGGCGCCCGCAACUGUUAUACGUGUAGACACUAGCUCUUCUCGUGGUCAACAGUAUCAUCCAUCUAAUACAACACUUGCAGCAACUUUAGAACAAUCAUUACAAGCUUCCCAAGCCGGGCACAUGCGAAACAAAGCUAGCACCAGUUCAUUACAAAGCAAGGCCUCCACUAACAGCUUUAAGGCGCAGGCUAACAAAGCUCUGGAGGCUGCCGCAAGAAAGAAGGAGGCGGAUGAACUUGCAGCUCAACAGAGAAGGGACGUAAAGCUAGAAAUGGAACGCCAACGAGCCGCCACCAAAGAAGAGCAAAGACGACAGAAUGAGCUCAAUCCUAAACGUGACCAAGAGCGUCAACGUGAGCAACAAAAAGAAAUUAGUCUCAGUGAGGCUAAUAAGAAAGCCAUUGAAAGAGCGAAGCAAAAGAGAGCCCCCCCGCCAGCUAUCCGACCUCAGCAAAUUGCCGAUCAAUGGCUUGAUAAGUCAUUGCCACCAAUUCCACCGCAAAGAAAUGACCUAGGUGGACAAGCAAAAGCUACCCGUAUAAACACUGCGAAAGCGCCCCCAAAGAGACCUUUGCAGGAGAGUAGUGAAGAAGCUGCUCGUCCAACAAUGCAGCGAAACGGACCCUCAAAUCAUGGUGAAUCACGCAACAAACGUCAAAGGACUAAUGAGUAUCUCGAUGAGGAGGACGAAUUAACGGAGUCUCAUCCUAAAAUGACUGCUCCGCCGAUCCGACAAUCUAGCAUUCGUCCAAAGGAGAUGCCCACAAAGUCGUUGUUUGCAAGUGGAUAUGCUCAUGCCCCACCGCCUGCUAAUUUGCAAAGAUCUACUAUUGUGUCACAACACCAAAACAAAGUUGGCAACCCCAUGGAUAUGACUCAGGUCGCUAAAGGAGCCAUCCCGUUUGCAUCGAGCUCAAAUGGACAGUCAUACAAAACACCAGCACGUACUGCAAGUCAUGCCUCAGCAAAGGCAGCAAGAUCCGCAGCAAAAUCAUCGCCACGGUACGAAAACGGAGAGAACAUUGUUCUUCCAGAAAUCCCUAGCGACAGUGAAGAUGAAGACGACGAAGAUGAAGAGAAAGAAAAGAAAGAGUUUCAGGGUCUUGGUUGGACAGAUUCUCCCGAGAUACGCAAACAAUUGGCACUUCAGGAAUCCAUUGACCCAUCUAAGAUUUUUGGGCGACCUCAAGCUUUGAAUAUGGAAGAAGUAUUUGAUAAGAGCAAGGAUCGAUUCCAUAAAUUCCGAGCCAGGACAUCCAGUGCCAACUGGAGUGGACCUGAUCGUCUCACGGAAGAGGAGGUCCGUAAAGAUAUGGAAGGGAGAGAUCGAGUAAGGAGGCAAGGCGGUUGGAGCUACGAUCCCGCAUUCUGA